GCUUCCUAGGAGCGAUCGGUGGGCGGUGGCCUUUCACGGGACGAGAGCUCUGAUUGGUGGAGAAUGAGGAGCGGAUCAGGAAGGAGCAGCUGAGUGUCACACGUGGUUUUACUGUACCGAAGAAGAUGAAGCUGUUAACGCACAACAUGCUGCGGAGUCACGUUACCGGCGUCACCCGGGGCUUCCCUCUACUCAUCCGGGCAGAAGAGGUGAAACUUAGUUCUGUUGAUUUCAAUCAGGAUUUUGUAACUCGUAUGAUUCCUAAACUGGAGUGGGAAGCCCUUGUGGAAGCCGCAGAGAGUCUUGGGCACGGCUCAAAUCUACCCCGAGAGUUGGAGACGGGAUAUGAGAAGAAUGAAGAUUUCCUGAAGAAGGUUCACCAUGUAUUAUUGGAGGUUGAGGUCAUUGAAGGAGCUUUGAAAUGUCCAGAAUCGGGCACAGAAUUUCCUAUCACCCGAGGAAUCCCCAAUAUGUUAAUUAAUGAAGAAGAGUCCUAACAAGCAUUGUGUUUCCACUGAUGUAAAUAAAUAAAUGCAGAAGUCGCCUAUUAUUUUUGUGUGUUUUCAAUAAAUGUUCUGAUUAUUCCUUCA
This is a messenger RNA of Xenopus laevis (African clawed frog), 590 nucleotides long. It is a transcript of the gene trmt112.S, whose product is annotated as multifunctional methyltransferase subunit TRM112-like protein. Bases 126 to 497 code for a protein of 123 amino acids. The transcript is spliced from 4 exons. Lineage: Eukaryota; Metazoa; Chordata; Amphibia; Anura; Pipidae. The record is from RefSeq and is a predicted model, not a curated record.